Molecule: messenger RNA, 2072 nt
Organism: Arabidopsis thaliana (thale cress)
Lineage: Eukaryota; Viridiplantae; Streptophyta; Magnoliopsida; Brassicales; Brassicaceae
Gene: SBP2
Product: selenium-binding protein 2
Exons: 6
Coding region: 267-1730 (487 amino acids)
Molecular function (GO): selenium binding
Source: RefSeq, marked reviewed
AUCUGUUUCAAUUUCUUAAUGUACAACUAAACCCUCUUUAGCAAAAGUAGAAUUAUUAAACGAAUAUUGUUUCUUGUCACAUACUUUAUAUAGAGACAUAUAAAUAGAAACAUAUAUGUAGAUAACAACGACACAAGUCACAAUCGUGCUUACUCACGUAUUACGUAUAGCCAAAAGUUUCCUACUCAUAUAUAUCACAAGUGUGCUUGCGUUUGAGAUAUACUCAGAGACGUGUAGCUUCACUAAUUCCACAUACUCAGAGAGAAAUGGCAACCGAAACCGUAUUAGCCACGGCGGUGAGCAAUGGCAAAAGCAAAGGAUGUUGCAAGUCCGGUCCAGGUUACGCGACGCCUCUCGCCGCCAUGGCCGGUCCACGGGAAAAGCUCAUCUAUGUCACUGCCCUUUACUCCGGAACGGGGCGAGACAAACCGGACUACUUGGCAACGGUGGAUGUGGAUCCAAGCUCACCCACAUUUUCAAGCGUCAUUCACAGACUAAAAAUGCCAUAUAUAGGAGAUGAGCUUCACCACACUGGUUGGAACUCUUGCAGCUCUUGCCAUGGUGAUGCUUCUGCUGAUAGACGUUACCUUGUCUUACCAGGCUUAAUUUCUGGUCGCAUCUAUGCAAUCGACACAAAGACCGACCCAAAGGCUCCGUCUUUGUACAAGGUUGUAGAGCCUAAGGAGAUUGCUGAAAAGACAGGAUUAGCAUUUCCACAUACAUCUCAUUGCCUAGCUUCAGGGGAUAUGUUGGUGUCAUGCCUUGGGGACAAAGAAGGAAACGCCAAAGGGAACGGGUUUCUUUUGCUAGACUCUGACUUCAAUGUCAAAAGCAGGUGGGACAAACCAGGACAUGGUCCUUUGUUUGGUUAUGAUUUUUGGUACCAACCUCGGUUCAAGACCAUGAUCAGCACUUCUUGGGGUGCACCUAAAGCCUUCUCCAAAGGUUUCAAUCUCCAGCAUGUUGCGGAUGGCUUGUAUGGAAGUCAUUUGCAUAUUUAUCAAUGGCCUGAAGGUGAAAUGAAACAGAUAAUUGACCUUGGAAAUACCGGUCUCUUACCUCUUGAGAUCAGAUUCUUGCAUGAUCCUUCUAAAGAUACAGGGUAUGUUGGGAGUGCUUUGUCUAGUAAUAUGAUAAGGUUUUUCAAGAACAGUGAUGACACGUGGAGCCAUGAGGUUGUUAUAUCGGUUAAACCGUUGAAAGUCGAAAACUGGAUACUUCCAGAAAUGCCGGGGCUUAUCACCGACUUCUUGAUCUCCCUCGAUGACCGGUUUUUCUACUUUGUGAACUGGCUUCAUGGAGACAUUCGUCAGUACAACAUCGAAGACCCUAAAAACCCGGUCUUAACCGGACAAAUAUGGGUCGGAGGAUUACUACAAAAGGGUAGUCCUUAUAAGGCUGUUGGAGAAGAUGGUAAUACUUACCAAUUCGAUGUUCCUCAGAUCAAGGGGAAGUCUCUAAGAGCAGGACCUCAGAUGAUCCAACUAAGCCUAGAUGGGAAAAGAUUAUAUGCGACAAACUCGCUAUUUAGCGCAUGGGACCGUCAGUUUUACCCGGAAAUCAUGGAGAAAGGCUCACACAUAAUUCAAAUCGAUGUUGAUACAGACAAAGGUGGUCUCACUCUAAACCCUGACUUCUUUGUGGACUUUGGUGAUGAACCAGACGGUCCUGCACUAGCUCACGAGAUGAGAUAUCCCGGCGGAGACUGCACUUCCGAUAUCUGGAUCUGAUUUUGGCUCCCUAAGAGUGUAAGCUGGAUUUGUGGCUAGAUUCGUGAUCAAGACAAUUAAAGUUGUUCUUACUCCUUUGUGGCUUAUUCCGUGAUAAUAAAACUUUCUAUUUAUGUUGUGUGUCUCUAUCUUUCGAGUAACCGAAUUGAACCGAUCAAAACCGGGUCGAAUUAUGGAUCAUCAACUCAAAAACACGUCAGAUACAGUGUACGUGGACACAUGGACCAGAUUUGUUAUCUUCUUCUUGUUAUUUUGUUAAUGGACAAGAUCUGGUUAAUUGUUUAUGUUAUCUAUUUUGUGCAUGGAGACGUAUUUUAAUUCGAAAUACAUCUCAAUUAACUU